Messenger RNA from Aureobasidium pullulans EXF-150, 1839 nucleotides. RefSeq names its product GMC oxidoreductase. The record is from RefSeq and is a predicted model, not a curated record. The coding region runs from base 1 to 1839 and encodes 612 amino acids. Lineage: Eukaryota; Fungi; Ascomycota; Dothideomycetes; Dothideales; Saccotheciaceae. The transcript is spliced from 2 exons. Gene Ontology annotation, biological process: secondary metabolite biosynthetic process. Gene Ontology annotation, molecular function: flavin adenine dinucleotide binding; oxidoreductase activity, acting on CH-OH group of donors.
AUGCGUGCAACAACCCUGUGCCUCACAUCUCUAGCCCAAGUGGCACUGGCUUCUACGCUGUACAGCAACUCUUUCGGAGUACCUGGACUCAAUGCCACCUAUGACUAUGUCGUAGUGGGUGGUGGUACUGCUGGGUUGACGAUUGCUGCACGACUCGCCGAGGACCCCAACAUCUCUGUUGCCGUCAUAGAGGCGGGAGGUUUCUACCAGCAAGAGAAUGGCAAUGGAAGCGUCAUUCCCGGGUUAUGCACAACGCAAUUCACAGGCUCAGAUCCCGACGACACCCAACCUCUCAUAGAUUGGGGCUUCACAACAACACCACAAGCAGGCAUCAACAAUCAGAUUUCACACUAUGCCCGUGGCAAAACGCUAGGCGGAUCUUCUGCCAGAAACUACAUGGCUUACCAUCGAGGUACAAAUGGCAGCUACGGAAUGUGGGCUGACCAGGUCGGGGAUGAAAGCUACAGGCUCUCCAACCUCGAUCAAUACUUUCAACGAAGUAUCAACAUCACAGCCCCGAACGUUGACCUUCGCAAAACCAAUGCUACCGUCAACUACAAGGUGAAGUUGAACCAUGCUCAAGACGGUUACUAUCAUCCUCUACAGCUUUCGUGGUCGAACUGGGUAGCUUCCAUCUCAACAUGGACAUAUGCUGCAUACCGAACUUUGAGUCUCAUCCCAAAUGCAGCUGGAUUUGAGAGUGGAGACUUGGACGGAUACUUUUACAAUCCUUCGACAAUCACUCCGGAUACUCAGCACCGUUCAUCAUCGCAGACCAGCUUUCUCGACUAUGCUAUGCGGACCACCUCAAUCAAGGUGUACACCCACGCAUUGGCCCGCCAAAUAUUGUUCACACAUGACAAGGUUGCGACUGGUGUGCUUGUACAGUCAGGAUCCAAAAACUACACACUCAGCGCUACAAAAGAGGUCAUUCUUUCCGCAGGAGCAUUCCAAUCGCCUCAGAUGCUGAUGGUAUCUGGUAUCGGACCAAGGGAAACCCUUCAGAAGUAUGGCAUUCCAGUCAUCGCGGAUCUGCCCGGAGUGGGACAAAACCUCCAGGAUCAACCGACGAUUGGAUCAGUGUACCGCGUGAACGUGCCGACUUCCUCGAAGUUGGUGAACGAUCCCGAGUAUGCAGCCGAAGCUGCCGCAUCGUACUUAGCUAACGGCACUGGUAUAUACGCUGCACCUCCUGGUAUCCUCGCAUUCGAGAGGAUCUCCGAGUCAAGGCCGGAAUUAUUGUCGAAUGACACAUUAUUGGCCCUCAAAUCAAUCCCAGACGAUUGGCCACAGCUCGAAUAUCUCACUCAAGAUGGCUACGUAGGCACGAAUAGGAAUUACCGUACCGCCGAUCCAGGAGAUGGCUACAACUACGCCUCCAUAUCGAUGGUCGUCGUUUCGCAAUUCUCCAAAGGCAACGUCACCAUCUCGUCCGCCGACGCAUCCGUGCAGCCAGUCAUUAACCCGAACUGGCUAACCGCGCCCGAAGAUUUUGACUUGGCCAUUGCCGGCUUCAAGCGCACGCGCGAGAUUUGGAGCCACAUUAAUGUUACUAUUGGCCCAGAACACCUUCCAGGACCGAAUGUUACUACCGAUGCACAGAUUUUGGACUACAUCCGGGACGCCGCAUUCACUCUAUACCACGCUUCGGCCACCUGCAAGAUGGGUCGAAUCGAUGAUAAGAUGGCUGUUGUUGACUCCAAAGCUCGCGUGUAUGGUGUACAAGGCUUGAGAGUGGUGGACGCUUCUGCUUUCCCAUUCUUGCCGCCAGGUCAUCCCCAAGCUACUGUUUAUAUGCUGGCCGAAAAGAUCGCGGAGGAUAUCAAGAGAGGAUAUUAG